This is a messenger RNA of Malurus melanocephalus (red-backed fairy wren), 2162 nucleotides long. It is a transcript of the gene GADL1, whose product is annotated as glutamate decarboxylase like 1. The transcript has 15 exons. Gene Ontology annotation, cellular component: cytoplasm. Gene Ontology annotation, molecular function: carboxy-lyase activity; pyridoxal phosphate binding. Bases 1 to 1563 code for a protein of 520 amino acids. The record is from RefSeq and is a predicted model, not a curated record. Gene Ontology annotation, biological process: carboxylic acid metabolic process. Lineage: Eukaryota; Metazoa; Chordata; Aves; Passeriformes; Maluridae.
AUGAGGGCAGAAAGAAGUACAGUUAUUUAUCUUACAGGUGGUGUUUGCAAGCAGGAGAUGCUCCAGAAGAAGAAUGCUGUUUUGGUGGAUGGGGUCAUGCUAAAUGGUCCAAUAAUGGACUCAAAAGCAGGAGAGAAGUUUGUGGAAGAGGCCUGUAAGAUUAUAAUGGAAGAAAUUGUCCAAAAGGCAGAUGAUGUAACAGAAAAGGUGUGUGAAUGGCAAGCCCCUGAAACGCUAAAGCAGAUUCUUGACCUGGAAAUGAGGGACACUGGAGAAUGUCAUCAGAAGAUCCUGCAGCUCUGCCGUGAUGUUAUAAAAUACAGCGUCAAAACCAAUCAUCCAAGAUUUUUCAAUCAGCUGUAUGCUGGAAUAGAUUAUUACUCGUUAGUGGCUCGUUUCAUUACAGAAGCACUCAACCCCAGUGUAUACACAUAUGAAGUAUCCCCUGUGUUUCUGUUGGUGGAAGAAGCARUCAUCAAGAAAAUGAUUGAAUUCAUAGGCUGGGAAGGUGGUGAUGGUAUAUUUAACCCAGGUGGCUCUGUUUCCAAUAUGUAUGCUAUGAACUUAGCAAGAUACAAAUUUUGUCCUGAGAUAAAGGAGAAAGGGCUUUCAGGUCUGCCAAGRCUAGUCYUGUUCACUUCAGAAGAGUGCCACUACUCCAUGAAGAAGGCAGCCUCCUUCCUGGGUAUUGGUACAGAGAACGUGUACUUCAUCAAAACAGAUGGAAGAGGUAAGAUGAUACCUGAGGAACUGGAGAAACAAGUCCAGCGGGCCAGGAAAGAGGGGUCAGCACCAUUUCUUGUCUGUGCUACAGCAGGCACAACUGUGCUGGGAGCAUUUGAUCCUCUGGAUAAAAUUGCUGAUAUCUGUGAAAAGCAUGGCCUCUGGCUUCAUGUUGAUGCUUCUUGGGGUGGYUCAGCUUUGAUAUCAAGGAAGCAUUGCAGACUUCUUCAUGGUAUCCACAGGGCUGAUUCUGUUGCCUGGAAUCCCCAUAAAAUGCUGUUGGCAGGCAUCCAGUGCUGUGCUCUUCUGGUGAAAGACAACUCUGGCCUCCUGAAGAAAUGUUACUCUGCUGAGGCUGCGUACCUGUUCCAGCAGGACAAGUUCUACGAUGUCAGCUACGACACUGGUGACAAGUCCAUUCAGUGCAGCAGACGUCCGGACGCWUUCAAAUUCUGGCUGAUGUGGAAAGCACUGGGCACGACAGGCCUUGAGGAGAGAGUAAACAGAGCACUGGCUUUGGCAAGAUAUCUAGUGGAGGAAAUUAAAAAAAGAGAGGGAUUUCAGCUUCUUUUAGAGCCCGAGUAUGCAAACGUCUGCUUUUGGUACAUUCCACCAAGCUUAAGAAAAAUGGAGGAUGGACCUGAAUUUUGGCAAAAGUUGCACCAGGUUGCUCCUAUAAUUAAGGAGAGGAUGAUGAAGAAGGGCAGCAUGAUGCUCGGGUACCAGCCUCACCGGGGCAAAGUCAACUUCUUCCGCCAGGUGGUUAUCAGCCCGCAAGUCAGCCGAGAGGACAUGGACUUCCUGCUGGAUGAAAUCGAGCUUCUUGCUAAAGACUUGUAGCUGUAGCUCCACAGCAUCAGGUGCUGCUCAUGUGUGAUAUUUAUGGAGAGAGUGGCAGCAGCAUUCUGGUGCUAUUUUAUGAAAGGUAGUAAAAAGCUUGACAGGUAGUUUGGAAAYUGUCAUUUUACACAUUGGUGUUGAGAACUCUGCAGGUAGAACACCCCUUCACAGGAAAGUAUUUGCUGAUGGGGGCUUGGGGACAAGCUGGUGCUUCCAGCACCAUUGCUGCCAUUCUGGGAAGUGUUUCCUUGAGAAGGGAGCACUUCUGAAAAUGGUGUCUGUGUCCCAGAGAAGGCAGCUAUUURCUGGGUGCCUGUGCACAGUGUAGCUCAAACUGCAUGCAGGCAAAAUUCCUCUGAAGUUGUGGUCAGGAGUGGAUUCGUCAGCAAGCCUUAAGAUGCUAGUUAAUACUCUGUCAAUAUUUCAGUUUGGUUGGCAAUUUAAGUGAUGAGACUGGAACUUGUGAACUUCUGUGAAGAGUUCCUUGAGGCCCCUAGCUAUGUGGGUUGCCCGGGUUUUCUGCUGUGGUCACAGACAGUGGAAUGGGGCUCAGUUCUGUCACCACAUAGGGAUGUUUGCAGGAACCUCCUGCACAAAGC